AAUCAAAAGUUUGAGAACGCAUGACUUAAGAAAACUAUAAAAGACGGCGACUUUGCAACGAUUUGAGCAAACAUUAUUUUAACUUAAUACUUUCGUUAUACUCAAUACAUUGAAAAACUUCCAUUACAGUUGAAGAAUAUUUUUUUCGAAGAAAAAUCACUUAAUAUAUAUGUUUAAAAUGUCUUUGUUGCCUUACAUCGUCGAACAAUUAUCUCGCCCAACCAUGUACGAUCAACAUUUCGGGAUGGGCAUUAUGGACGAUGACAUGAUGUUACCAACCAUGUCAAUGUGGCCAGCUUAUAACAGCAGAGUAUACCACCGACCAUCAGCCAUGUGGCCAACACACCGUAGUAGUGGCUUGUCUCAUAUUCAAAACGAUCACAAGAACUUUAAAGUCAACCUCGACGUGCAACAGUUCAAGCCCGAAGAAGUUUCUGUUAAGGUCGACAAUAACGGCUAUAUUGUAGUUCAGGGCGAACACGAGGAACGCAGUGACGAACAUGGUUUUGUGUCCCGUCAAUUCACCCGUCGUUACAAAAUGCCAGAAAAUGUUGACCCAAACACAGUCAUGUCUCAGCUAUCAUCAGAUGGUGUACUCAGCAUCAUGGCUCCCAAAAAGACUUCUGAUAAGAGUGGAGAACGACCCGUGCCAAUUGUUCAUACAAAUCAACCAAGCAUUAAGGUGACCAAAGAAAAAGAUCAUUCUCAACAUAAUGGUGAAAAACAAUCUACAAAAAAUUAAGUUACACUUAACCAAAGUUUUAUUUGUUUUAUUGAAUUUUAUUAUGUUUUAUUUUAAAUUAUGUUCAAAUUUUUUAUAAAAAUAUAUACGUGAAAUAAUGUUGUGAAUUAAAAAAAUUUGUUUAUAAUAAAUUACAAUAUUAAAAAACAAA
Daktulosphaira vitifoliae (grape phylloxera) is the source of this 893-nucleotide messenger RNA. Its product is annotated as alpha-crystallin A chain-like. Bases 170 to 742 code for a protein of 190 amino acids. The transcript has 3 exons. Gene Ontology annotation, biological process: protein refolding; response to heat. Gene Ontology annotation, molecular function: protein folding chaperone. The record is from RefSeq and is a predicted model, not a curated record. NCBI's taxonomy places the organism in Eukaryota, Metazoa, Arthropoda, Insecta, Hemiptera, Phylloxeridae.